AUGCCCUUACCCCAAAAAACCGAUAUCCUCGUGAUAGGCAGCGGCAACGCCGGCCUCAGCGCCGCCCUUUCAGCGGCACAAACCAACCCAACCUUAAAAGUGACCGUAAUCGACAAAAGCCCCGUUUCAUGGGCCGGGGGUAACAGCUACUUCACAGCCGGCGCCUUCCGCACCGUCCACGAUGGCCUCCGCGACCUCCUCCCACUAGUCAACAACACCGACGCGACACAAGCAUCCCGCAUCGACAUAAUCAAGUUCUGGGGCGGCCUCGCGCUGAAAACCCAAGAUGGCGGAAAGGGUCUGGUUGAGGAUGAGUUGCGUGCGGUGAGGAACGCCGGCGUGGAUGUGUUCUUCGACACGGCUGCCACGGCGCUAGUAACUGAUCCGACAAGCGGCACUGUUAUCGGUGUUGAAGUUGUUAACACGGAUAGUGCUGGCGUACACAAGAAAAUUAUCAUCGCUGCCGGCGCGGUCAUUCUCGCCGCAGGCGGUUUCGAGGCAAACCCGCAGCUGCGGGCGCAAUGGCUUGGUCCUGGGUGGGAUGGUGCGCGUGUGCGUGGUACACCGUAUAAUACGGGUGAGAUGUUGCAGAUUGCGCAGCGGGAUGUGUCGGCUAAGACGGCUGGGAAUUGGAGUGGAUGCCAUAGUGUGGCGUGGGAUGCAGAUGCGCCGGCGGAUUCGGGGAACCGGGAGGUUUCGAAUGAGUUUACGAAGAGUGGGUAUCCGCUUGGGAUUAUGGUUAAUCGGGAUGGAGAACGGUUUGUUGAUGAAGGGUUUGAUAUGCGGAACUAUACGUAUGCGAUGAUUGGGCGGCGGGUGCUUCAGCAGCCUGGACAGGUUGCGUUCCAGGUUUGGGAUGCGCGGACUGCGGCAUGGUUGCGUGAGGAGGAGUAUCGGGGUGAGGUUGUUCGGCGCAUUGAGGGUGCGUCGUUGGAGGAGCUUGCGGAGAAGUGCGCGGAAGUUGGACUCGUCGAUCCUACGCGCUUUGUGGAAAGUGUUAAGGAGUAUAAUGCCUCUGUUGAGGAUGGAGAUGGGCAGAAGAGGUGGAAUCCUGCUGUCAAGGAUGGACUUGCUACUAAGGGACUGGCUGUUCCCAAGUCGAAUUGGGCCUUGCCUAUUGACAAGGCACCGUUCCUGGCUGUCAAGGUCACGGCAGGUAUCACUUUCACCUUUGGUGGAUUGGCUGUGAAUCCUGAAACUGCGGCGGUCAUUUCGGAGACGACGAAUAAUGAGGUUCCUGGAUUGUAUUGUGUGGGUGAGAUGCUUGGAGGUAUCUUCUAUGAUAACUACCCUGGUGGAAGUGGAUUGACGUCUGGGGCUGUCUUUGGACGUCGUGCUGGUAGAGCAGCAGCGGAGCGAGCUGGAAAGAGUGGAAGACUCGAACGGUUGUGA
This is a messenger RNA of Penicillium crustosum, 1392 nucleotides long. RefSeq lists its product as uncharacterized. Bases 1 to 1392 code for a protein of 463 amino acids. Lineage: Eukaryota; Fungi; Ascomycota; Eurotiomycetes; Eurotiales; Aspergillaceae. The transcript has 2 exons. Gene Ontology annotation, molecular function: oxidoreductase activity. The record is from RefSeq and is a predicted model, not a curated record.